This is a messenger RNA of Adineta ricciae, 336 nucleotides long. The record is from the annotation of a GenBank genome assembly. NCBI's taxonomy places the organism in Eukaryota, Metazoa, Rotifera, Eurotatoria, Adinetida, Adinetidae.
AUGUCAUAUAAAAAUCAGGAAACGCCUCAUUGUCCUCGUUGUGGUCAUGCUGCAUUUCAUGCUGAAUCAAUUCCAGUAGCUGGCAAAAUGUGGCAUAAGAUUUGUUUUCGAUGCGGUCUUUGUAAGAAAUCAUUAGAAAUUACAACAUUAGCCGAACAUGAUGGGGAUGUGUAUUGUAAACAAUGUUAUACACGUAAAUUCGGUAUUCGUGGCGUUGGUUUUGGUAUGGGUGCAGGUGCACUUGGAAUGGACACAGGUGAACGAUUCGGAAAUAGUCAAUCUCUUUCAAAUAAACCAAAUUAUCCACCAAUUCCUGGUAUUACGCCACCCAAUUGA